Molecule: messenger RNA, 2910 nt
Organism: Alosa alosa (allis shad)
Lineage: Eukaryota; Metazoa; Chordata; Actinopteri; Clupeiformes; Clupeidae
Gene: dorip1
Product: chromosome 19 C14orf28 homolog
Exons: 5
Coding region: 111-1133 (340 amino acids)
Source: RefSeq, a predicted model, not a curated record
GCGUACCAUUCACACAGGAUAUGUGCCACAGCUAGCUAGAAUAGCUAGAAAAUACUAGCCAGAUCUCGGGCUUUUGGCCGGACCAAAGACAUGAAGAAAUUCAAGAGACGAUGGAGAGUAAUUUCUGCUCUUUGAACGACUCCGAAGACCUUAAUAUUUUAAUAUCAAAUCCUGAUGAGAGGUUGCGGAUUGAAAGGACCAAGACUCUGUUUGAGGAGAUCCGGGCUUCCCUCAAUAACAACGAUGAAGAGGACCGCUCUUUCUGGAGGCCUGUGUUGCCUUGGGGGGGUGUGUACACCAUCCGGGCCGGCCGCAAGGCUAUCUCCUGUAUCCCCCUGUACGUGAAGGUCAAUCUGAAGAACACCUGCACCAUCGAUGGCUUCCUCAUGCUCCUGUACGUCAUCCUACGGGACAACCAGACUUUCCCCCGGGAGUUGGGUGUGUUCCUGGGUCGGGAGUUUGUGGAGCACUUCCUCUAUCUCAUGGACUCUUAUGACUACACCACUGUCAAGAUGCUGUGGAUCUUGGACCGCAUGUCCAAGCGGCAGUACCGCUCGGCCAUCCACCAGUCUGCCCUGGAGAUCGACCUGUUCGGCAACGAGCAUGAGAACUUCACCAAGAACCUUGAGGACAUCAUGUCCACCAUUCAAGAGAGCCUGUGCACUAACUGGGGCUGUCCGGCCCGCUUUCAGGAGUUUCUCAAAAAGACCAUUAACAUCAACCCUCCUCAUGAGCUACCUCAUAGGGACCCUAUCCAGUCUGCAGUGGAUCAGUUCUUCUGCACCAAAAUUGUGCUUUGCCAAGAGUUUGGCUGCAGUGGGCUCCGGGAGUUCUCCCAGAGGGUUUUCUGCCACGGACCCCCUCCGUUCAUCAUCCUCAACAUGCAGUUGUGGAAGUCAGAGGAGUUGUCCUAUGUGCCCUACCAUCUGGCUUUGUCCCAGCACAGGUACUCCCUAGAGGGCGCCACACUCUUCAACAAGGAGGAGCACCACUAUUCUGCGGCCUUUCAGAUUGACGGCUCCUGGAUGCACUACGAUGGACUCCGCAGCGACAACCUCAUUCUGCUCAACAAGCCACCUGAACUCCUGUUGCUCUCCUCUCUUGUCUAUGUCCGUUGCUCUGACAACAAGUGAGCUGCUGCGGCCACGGGGUUGCAGGUCGCAGGACUGGAAAACGGACUCGGCCAGAUUACAGGUGUUGCAGAAUGUGAUCAUAGAUCAGUUUGCCAACCACUGCCACAUCUACAAUGGCUUUUAGCACAUAGAGCAGAGCUUUAUUGAACGUUCCUCAAUGUCAGAUUGAAAGAUGUUUGAGAGGCCUUGUUUCUUCUUUGUUUCACUUGACAUUAUUCUUGCAUUAAGCAUUUUUUCCUCUUCUUGAUCUUAUUUCUUCAGAUUGUCUUUAAUUGUGUUUCCUAAUGUCUUUUCCUAAUUUGUCCUCUCAUGAGGUAAUAUAGUUAGCAUUGGCCAUCUCUGCUAAGCUGUUGCUGAUGAGCAGUUCCUAUUUAUUAUGAAAUGUUGAUAAUUCUGUGAUUCUUUCCUAUUUGCUUUCUUAGAUUUGUCUAAGACACUUCUUUAAUUGGCCAUGGAGAAUUGAAAAUGUUUCUCUUUUUGGUUUGCAUGCUUGGAAUCCAAGAAAUGUGUAUUAUGGACUAUAAUAGUUCUGGGCUGUGAAUUGGAGGCUGAAUGGGGAAUACAUUGUGAAGAAAGCUCAGAACAUUGAUAAAACAUCUUCAAGUUUGUGGGCUUUUCCUCCAUGGGUUUAAGCAAUAUGCUAAUUUUAUUUGCAUCUGUUUUCCAUUUUCUCAAAAACACAAACAAAUGUAUUGCUAUAACUUGGGCAAAUGGAACACAUCCUUGUUUAUUCUCUGAAAUCAUUUGAUUUGAACGAGGCAUAGGGGUGAUGGAAUGCUUUUGCCUCUCCGACAGUUCAAAGCUCAUAUGGACACAGGUUCCAAAUUUAGAAGUAAACUGGUGCUUUUAUGUUUUUCUCAUGUGCCAUUGAUUUACUAUAAUACACCAAUAUUAUUGUAGGUACUUUUUUGCCACUCAUUGAAAACUGCCAUCCUCUCUGAUUGUUGGUCUGACUUUUCCAGAGGACAUCCUGAAGUCUAGCAUUAGCCUGUUUAUCAAUAAUGAAAUACCUUGUCUUACAAGGAUCACAAAAUUGAGGCCCUGUUUCACAGCACAUGAGCCAGUCAGUGGAUGCCCUAGCUACCAUUUUACUGUUGGUGAAUGGUGGAUGUGUACUGACGCAGGAAUAGAACACUUAAGGCAUACAGUGGACAUUGCCUAAGUCACAUGAUUGAGCAACACAACUACUGUAUAACAUUCACUUGCUAAGAAGGGAAGAGCAAGUGCUAUUUGCAGAUGGCACCAACAAAUUUAAGUUAUGUCAAUUCUUACCUAUUUGAAAGGCGUCCACUGUUAUAUUGAAAGUUGAUUAUUUUGCCUGUAUCAGCUUUCACAAUUAUACCAUGAUGUGUUUUGCCUAGGGAUUGUUUUUCUCUUAAAUAGAAUUGAAAACCUUUGCUACAAUAUCUAUCUUGUGCAUUAAUGUCAUGAUUCAAAUGUCCAGUGCUAAACUGGUGACCUCACACACUCUACCACUAAGUUUUAGCCAAAAAUAACUGAAAUGUUAUCCAGUGAUUUCAAUACAAAAAAUGGAUUAUUUAAAAUGAUUGCCUGAUAUGGUCAAUGACAGCUCACAGCACUUGAUUACUUGGUCCCCGCACAUCUACAGUACUGCUGAUCCAAUCUUAUGACUCCUUUUUUGCUUUGUAAUGAAAACAUACAGAUUUGAAGUCUCUACCUUUGUUGUCUCAUAAGAGAAACGCAAGUGUUUAACUAUGCAGCCUUUUGUUUUUAAUACUACAAUUUGUUUUUUAAAGCAAUAAAAUAUUUUUAUACA